AUGGUCCUCACAGAGACCCGAAGACUGGGUGGACCUCACCGAGACCAGAGGACUGGGUGGACCUCACAGAGACUAGAGUACUGGGUGGACCUCACAGAGACCAGAGGACUGGGUGGUCCUCACAGAGACCAGAGCACUGGGUGGUCCUCACAGAGACCAGAGGACUGGGUGGUCCUCACAAAGAGCAGAGGACUGGGUGGUCCUCACAGAGACCAGAGGACUGGGUGGUCCUCACAGAGACCAGAGGACUGGGUGAGACUAGAGGACUGGGUGGUCCUCACAGAGACUAGAGGACUGGGUGGUCCUCACAGAGACCAGAGGACUGGGUGGUCCUCACAAAGACCAGAGGACUGGGUGGUCCUCACAGAGACCAGAGGACUGGAUGGUCCUCACAGAGACCAGAGGACUGGGUGGUCCUCACAGAGACUAGAUGACUGGGUGGUCCUCACAGAGACCAGAGGACUGGGUGGUCCUCACAAAAACCAGAUGACUGGAUGGUCCUCACAGAGACUAGAUGACUGGGUGGUCCUCACAGAGACCAGAGGACUGGGUGGUCCUCACAGAGACCAGAGGACUGGGUGGUCCUCACAGAGACCAGAAGACUGGGUGGUCCUCACAGGGACCAGAGGACUGGGUGGUCCUCACAAAAACCAGAGGACUGGAUGGUCCUCACAGAGACCAGAGGACUGGGUGGUCCUCACAGAGACCAGAGGACUGGGUGGUCCUCACAGAGACCAGAGGACUGGGUGGUCCUCACAGAGACCAGAGGACUGGGUGGUCCUCACAGAGACCAGAGGACUGGGUGGUCCUCACAGAGACCAGAAGACUGGGUGGUCCUCACAGGGACCAGAGGACUGGGUGAUCCUCACAAAAACCAGAGGACUGGGUGGUCCUCACAGAGACCAGAGGACUGGGUGGUCCUCACAAAAACCAGAGGACUGGAUGGUCCUCACAGAGACCAGAGGACUGGGUGGUCCUCACAGAGACCAAGGACUGGGUGGUCCUCACAGAGACCAGAGGACUGGGUGGUCCUCACAGACACCAAGGACUGGGUGGUCCUCACAGAGACCAGAGGACUGGGUGGUCCUCACAGACACCAAGGACUGGGUGGUCCUCACAGGGACCAGAGGACUGGGUGGUCCUCACAAAAACCAGAGGACUGGAUGGUCCUCACAGAGACUAGAGGACUGGGUGGUCCUCACAGAGACCAGAGGACUGGGUGGUCCUCACAGAGACCAGAGGACUGGGUGGUCCUCACAGAGACCAGAGGACUGGGUGGUCCUCACAGAGACCAGAGGACUGUGUGGUCCUCACAGAGACCAGAAGACUGGGUGGUCCUCACAGGGACCAGAGGACUGGGUGAUCCUCACAAAAACCAGAGGACUGGGUGAGACCAGAGGACUGGGUGGUCCUCACAGAGACCAGAGGACGGUGGUCCUCACAGAGACCAGAAGACUGGGUGGUCCUCACAGGGACCAGAGGACUGGGUGGUCCUCACAAAAACCAGAGGACUGGAUGGUCCUCACAGAGACUAGAGGACUGGGUGGUCCUCACAGAGACCAGAGGACUGGGUGGUCCUCACAGAGACCAGAGGACUGGGUGGUCCUCACAGAGACCAGAGGACUGGGUGGUCCUCACAGAGACCAGAGGACUGGGUGGUCCUCACAGAGACCAGAAGACUGGGUGGUCCUCACAGGGACCAGAGGACUGGGUGAUCCUCACAAAAACCAGAGGACUGGGUGGUCCUCACAGAGACCAGAGGACUGGGUGGUCCUCACAAAAACCAGAGGACUGGAUGGUCCUCACAGAGACCAGAGGACUGGGUGGUCCUCACAGAGACCAAGGACUGGGUGGUCCUCACAGAGACCAGAGGACUGGGUGGUCCUCACAGACACCAAGGACUGGGUGGUCCUCACAGAGACCAGAGGACUGGGUGGUCCUCACAGACACCAAGGACUGGGUGGUCCUCACAAAAACCAGAGGACUGGGUGGUCCUCACAGAGACCAGAGGACUGGAUGGUCCUUACAGAGACCAGAGGACUGGGUGGUCCUUACAGAGACCAGAGGACUGGGUGGUCCUCACAGAGACCAGAGGACUGGGUGGUCCUUACAGAGACCAGAGGACUGGGUGAGACUGAGCAGGGGUACCCUGUCGCCCGUGAGAUCCUCACAGAGACUGAGCACGGGUACCCUGUCGCCCAUGAGAUCCUCACAGAGACUGAGCAGGGGUACCCUGUCGCCCGUGAGAUCCUCACAGAGACUGAGCAGGGGUACCCUGUUGCCCAUGAGAUCCUCACAGAGACUGAGCAGGGGUACCCUGUCGCCCAUGAGAUCCUCACAGAGACCAGAGGACUGGGUGAGACUGAGCAGGGGUACCCUGUCGCCCAUGAGAUCCUCACAGAGACUGAGCAGGGGUACCCUGUUGCCCAUGAGAUCCUCACAGAGACUGAGCAGGGGUACCCUGUCGCCCAUGAGAUCCUCACAGAGACUGAGCAGGGGUACCCUGUCGCCCAUGAGAUCCUCACAGAGACUGAGCAGGGAGCGGCUGCAGAGGUCUCCAGUGGUCCGCACCAUCGCACAGGCCAGGACUCUGUAUUUAAGCGCCUGAAGAAGGACCUCUCCACUUUUGUCCAGGAGGAGCUGAAGAAGUUCCAAAGGCUUCUGAGCACAGAUUACCCAGAAUGCUUAGAGCCUGUGGAGGAUGAGGAGCAGAGGAGCAGCAGUGAGGCGCUCCUGAAGAUCACACUGAACUUCCUGAGGAGGAUGGACCAGAAGGAGCUGGCUGAGCGUCUGUGGAGCAGGACUUAUUCUGGACGUUCUCAGCGUAAACUGAAGGAGCAUCUGCAGCAGAGGUUUGAGUGUGUGUUUGAGGGCAUCGCUAAAGCAGGAGCCCCCACCCUCCUGAAGCAGAUCUACACCGAGCUCUACAUCACAGAGGGAGGCUCUUCAGAGGUCAACCAGGAACAUGAGUGGUCAGCUCUGGCCUUCAUCUUACUGUCAUCAGAAGAAGAUCUGGACCAGUUUGAGCUGAGCAAAUACUAUGCUUCAGAGGAGGCUCUCCUGAGGCUGCUGCCAGUGGUCAAGGCCUCCACCAAAGCUCUACUGAGCUGCUGUGAGCUGUCAGACAGAAGCUGUGGAGCUCUGGCCUCAGUCCUCAGCUCCCAGUCCUCUAGUCUGAGAGUCCUGGACCUGAGUCUGAACGACUUGAAGGACUCAGGGCUGAAGCUGUUGUCUGAUGGACUGAAGAGUCCUCACUGUAAACUGGAGACGCUCAGACUGAGCCGCUGUGAGCUGUCAGACAGAAGCUGUGGAGCUCUGGCCUCAGUCCUCAGCUCCCAGUCCUCUAGUCUGAGAGUCCUGGACCUGAGUCACAACGACUUGAAGGACUCAGGGCUGAAGCUGUUGUCUGAUGGACUGAAGAGUCCUCACUGUAAACUGGAGACGCUCAGUCUGUCAGCUUGUUCGGUGUCAGAGGAAGGCUGUGCUUCUCUGGCCUCAGCUCUGAGGUCCAACCCCUCCCAUCUGAGAGUCCUGGACCUGAGCUACAACCAUCCAGGAGACACAGGAGUAAAGCUGCUGUCUGCUCUGCUGGAGGACCCCCACUGCACCCUGCACACUCUCAGACUGGAGCAUUCUGGAGCUCAGAGGUUAACUCCAGGACCCAGAAAGUCUGCUUGCCCCGCACACUGGGAAAGGGCAGAGGUGUACAUGGACAGCUGCUACACAUCACCAGCCUUAGCUAUUGAGUUAGCCGCUAAAGACAGCGGACUGUGUGGGACAGUGAACUACAACAGAAGAGGGAUGCCAAAGGGGCUGAAACCAGCUGCCUCUGAGAAGGCCAGACCCAGUGUUCAUGCGUCAUGA
Knipowitschia caucasica is the source of this 3864-nucleotide messenger RNA. The record is from the annotation of a GenBank genome assembly. Lineage: Eukaryota; Metazoa; Chordata; Actinopteri; Gobiiformes; Gobiidae.